Messenger RNA from Symbiodinium sp. CCMP2592, 1326 nucleotides. The record is from the annotation of a GenBank genome assembly. Lineage: Eukaryota; Dinophyceae; Suessiales; Symbiodiniaceae.
AUGUACAACAGCUGCCCAGCUGCCGCCAAAUCUGAUGCCUGUGUCUACCAAGCUUUCCUCAGCAACGGUUCCUCUGAUGGGCACCAGGUGGAGCUGCUAGCAGUGCGCGGAUUCCUCAGAGUGGUUGUCCUGCAGCCAGUGCGAUUCCGCAUUCCCGCCAUCAGCAUGCGCUCAUGCGCUGCAGCUCCGCCAGACAGAUUCACUCCGCAAAAGUUCAGGAAAACCAGUUUGUCGGGUAUCCGAGGUCCUCCGGCGGCAGCUUGUUUGGCAGCGCCCCGGCAUCAGGAGGAGCGGCAGGAGGAGCAUCCCUCUUCGGCGCCGGCAGUAGUGGUGGUGCAAGCAUCUUUGGCGCGGCCGCAACUGGUGGAGCUGCUAGCAGUGCGUCCUCCGGCGGCAGCUUGUUUGGCAGCGCCCCGGCAUCAGGAGGAGCAGCAGGAGGAGCAUCCCUCUUCGGCGCCGGCAGUAGUGGUGGUGCAAGCAUCUUUGGCGCGGCCGCAACUGGUGGAGCUGCUAGCAGUGCGUCCUCCGGCGGCAGCUUGUUUGGCAGCGCCCCGGCAUCAGGAGGAGCGGCAGGAGGAGCAUCCCUCUUCGGCGCCGGCAGUAGUGGUGGCGCUUCGAUGUUCGGAGGCGGCAGCGGCAGCGGCAGUGCGUGCUGGCCUGUUUGGCUCGGCUGCUUCCGGCGGAGCGACCGGCUUUUCCAGUGGUGGGAGCUCUGGCGGCCUUGGCUUCGGUGCCGCGGGAGCGGCAGGUGCAGGAGGUGAGCUCCAGCAAGCCAGGGCGACGGUGAUCGAGCAUCGAAAAGUCAGCGACCUCCUGCGGAUGUGGGAAGAGCGGAUUCAGAAGCAGGCUCAGCAUUUCGAUGCCUUUGCAGAGCAAAUCUUAAGAUUCGACACCGACGUCAUUGCGAACGCCGCCAAGGUUAAGGUCCUGCGUGAAGAGCACGCACAGCUGAAAGCCAGACAAGAGCUAGCGGAUCGGUCGAUUCAGCAGAUUUGGGAGCAGCAGGACUCACUGGGCCGCCUCCUUGCAAGCUUGACCGAGGCCCUCCGUACUCAGCCACAGCAGGCAGACGAGGCAGCGGGCAGUGCAGCCGCUCCGGUGCGCACCCACCAGCGCUCUCUUGGAUUGACCAUGCAGCUGGACGAGUUGGAGCGGCAGGCAGAAGACUUGGCCCGAGAGACGGGAAAGGUGCAGUCCAACCUGUACAAGGAGCCGCUCACAACAGUCGUGCGGGUGCUUGAUGCCCAUGCAAGUGCGCUGGACGCCAUCCAAAAUCAGGUUGGCUCCGUCACUCAGCGGAUCCACGCUAUCGAGGGUGCCCUGUGA